UUCAUCUGAAAGAGACAUGAAUGGAAUUUUGCAUGAAUCUCUGGAGAGCAAAGAUUCUGGUAGUCCAUCUCAGCCUCUCUACUUUUUACCAUCCAAGAGCAGUCUAUCUAAAUCCCAAAAGAAGAUUGUUGAAGAAAGAGUGCAAGCUAUCAAAUCCGAAGUUCCCAUUUAUGUAGCAAUCAUGAGGCAGUUCAGCCUUGGGAUCUCUCGGAAACCUGUACUAGAAUUAGGUUCGCGAUAUGCUACUGCUGUGAAUCUCCCAAAUGGAGAGCAAGCUGUGGUGCUCUGGUGCGGGAGAAAUAUAUGGAAGGCCAGUAUGGUGACAUAUCGUCAAAGGCAUUAUCUUUGUGGAGGUUGGCACAAAUUUGUUCGUGACAAUGAUCUAAGUUUAGGUGAUAUCUGUCUGUUUGAACUGAAGAGGAACGAGAGGGAACUUACCAUGAUGGUCCACAUCAUUCCCAUGAAGGAGCUUUAGUUUGUAGUAUGGUAUAGAAGGAAAUGGUGACCUUUUCUUUGUGCUGGCACCCUGUGUUUUGUUAUUUUGUAGUACUUUGAAAUAAUCUAUGGUUGUCGUCGAAUUAUCUGUGCA
Sorghum bicolor (sorghum) is the source of this 589-nucleotide messenger RNA. RefSeq names its product B3 domain-containing protein Os03g0619600-like. Lineage: Eukaryota; Viridiplantae; Streptophyta; Magnoliopsida; Poales; Poaceae. The coding region runs from base 17 to 475 and encodes 152 amino acids. Gene Ontology annotation, molecular function: DNA binding. The record is from RefSeq and is a predicted model, not a curated record. The transcript is spliced from 2 exons.